GAAACUCAUCCAAACACAUGAAAUAUCCAAACCACCAAUUCUAAACACAAAUUCAUCAAAGCCUGGGCUUCGCUCUUCCUUCUCCAUAUUUCUCUAUACCUUUUCUUAUCAGUAUCUUUUACUGAAUUGAAGCACCCAAAGUGAAACAGGUCAAUGUUGCAUGCAAUCUCUGUUCCAAAUACUUGCAUUUCGUAUCCAAGAAGCUGGUUUUUUGGUCAAAGGAAUCAAGGACCGAGAAGACUUUGUUUGUGUGCUUCGUUGCCGGAUAAUAAUGGUGGAUUUAAAGUGGAGUAUACACCAUGGUUGAUUGUUGGAUUGGGUAAUCCAGGAACUAAGUACCAAGGAACUCGGCACAAUGUUGGUUUCAAAAUGAUUGAUCAAAUUUCUCGUUCGGAAGGGAUUGCGUUGAAUACUAUACAGUCAAAAGCUCUGAUUGGAAUAGGUGCCAUUGGAGAAGUACCAAUUUUGUUGGCAAAACCUCAGGCAUACAUGAAUUUCAGUGGGGAAUCGGUCGGUCCCCUUGUUGCUUAUUAUCAAGUUCCCCUACGCCACAUCUUAUUGGUAUAUGAUGAGAUGAGCUUGCCGAAUGGUGUUUUGAGGCUUCAGCCGAAAGGAGGACAUGGCCAUCAUAAUGGAGUGAAGAGUGUAAUGGGACAUUUGGAUGGUAGCCGUGAGUUUCCUCGGUUGUGCAUAGGGAUUGGAAACCCACCUGGUGCUAUGGACAUGAAAGCUUAUCUUCUACAGAAGUUCAGUCCUGUGGAGCGAAAUCAGAUUGAUGAUGCGCUGGAACAAGGAGUCGAGGCAGUAAGGACACUGGUGCUGAGUGGCUUCAGCCAAAAAAUCACAAGAUUCAAUUUAGGGCAGAAAUACAAGCACCACAAAGUUUGAUCACAUUACGUGCAUGUAUGUAUGUAUGAACAUUUUCAAUCAACCUUUUCUUUGACAAAAAAGUUCACAUUUUUAGCAGCCAUCUGUUCCUUUAUUUUCUUUCCGCAGAACUCUUCAGAAUCUGUAAUGGAAAUGGAUAUUUAUUGCAGUCUUGUGUU
Molecule: messenger RNA, 1046 nt
Organism: Hibiscus syriacus
Lineage: Eukaryota; Viridiplantae; Streptophyta; Magnoliopsida; Malvales; Malvaceae
Product: chloroplastic group IIB intron splicing facilitator CRS2-B, chloroplastic-like
Exons: 9
Coding region: 154-888 (244 amino acids)
Molecular function (GO): peptidyl-tRNA hydrolase activity
Source: RefSeq, a predicted model, not a curated record